CUUGAAGUCUCGCCCUGGGAGGGAGACGGGUCCGCAGUCUGGCCGCAAAUCCGUGGACCCUCUUCGCAGACGCCUCGCGGAGCCUCAGGAUUGCCUUGGAUGGUGGCCUGCAUCUGACAGUCCCAUCAGCUCUUCUCAGCUCUCCUGAGGCCACAGCUGUCAGCUCCUCUGACCCUCAGCACUUGCCUGGAACAUCUGGGUUUGCCAGACACCUCUUCAGCCCAUCUCUGUCCUGUUGUGUCCUGCCCACCCUCUCCGCUGCGCCAUCUCUUCCUUUCUUCCCCCUUCCUCUUCUAGUCCUCCCCUUUGCCGCCCAGCAUGCCUCAUGGCCGGUGCCAUUGGCACGGCCCUCGCAACCCCAUCCCAGCAGCAGCCAGUUACGCCAAUAUACACCCUUGGCAGCAGAUGGAUCAGGUCUCUCUUGGGGUCACAUAUGCCCCCCUAGUGGAUCCCUGGAUUGAGCGGCCCUGCUGUGGGGACCCUGUAUUCGUGCAUAUAACCAUGGAGCAGAAGAGCAGGGCCAGCAGUGCUCCUGGUGGUAAGCCCACAGAAAGGGGACCCCUGGCUCUGUGCAUGCCCAGCCCAUGAUCCCUCAGGGUGAACUUUCACUAGGUGCCAAGCUCGGACCCAGGAACCUUUGAUGAUUCUCCAUGGCUUGUGGACUAAUUUUGGGCUCCGUUGGGCGAUUACAUGUCCUUUUGCUUUGAGAACUGUCAGGACAACCUCAGCCACGUCUGUGAGAUCCUUGGGCACCUGACCAGCCAAGCCCGGGGAGCGGCCCCCUACCUCGUCGGGGACCUGCCCCUUCCUGACGAUUAUGAGCUCUUCUCAGAUCUCAAGGAUGUCAUUCAAGACCUGAACAGUUUCGCUGAGUACCAUGCUGCAGUGCCUUGUCCCCUGGUCCCCGCCUCCAGCCAGCCACCAGUGGCCCCGCAGCUGCCUUUGGUGAGGCGGUACUUAGCUAGGUAUCCGGAGGCCCUGGCCUUCAACAUGGAUGUUGUCCCAGUUGCUGCGGCCACCCUUGCUGUUUAUAGUUCCAACUCUGCAUCCAGAAAUGGUCCUGAGCAGCAGCUGGCCAAGGGGAGCAGCCUUGGGUCUAUGGAAUCCCCCAUCUUGUCUAGUUCUGCACGCAGGACUGAUCCUGGUCCUGUGGGGCGCUCAUCGCAACCAGGGUAGGUGGCCCCCACACCUGUCCCUGCACUUUCAGGAUCUGCUAACCCGCCUGCCCAGAAACCAGACCCAGUUCCACCAGGGGGUCCAGAAACCCAGAAGACAAAGGAAGAAGUUUCUGAGACAGAGGGAGCAGAGGCAGCCUUAGGUACCUCCCAGCAGGUGGCAGACACCCCAGAGACCCCAGGAGAGCUAGCAGUUUCUCUUACUCCCUACCCCACAGCCCUGGAUUCAGAACACAGCCCAGGCAGAUGCAGUAGUGCCCCUAGUGAUGAAGUGGCCUGCAUAGCUGAGAAGCCCCACAGUGCCCCAGCAGGACAGAGUGGCAUUGCCAGAUGACUCUAGCCAUAGUGUGCCAGGUAGUGCCUUAUCCGCUUGCUUUAUUGCUUUAUUGGAGGUGCACCCAGUUGGGCUCUGCGCUGUCAGAACACAAACAGCCCCCUUGUUGUCUUCACCACCCCCACCUUCUCUUAUAGUAGAAUAUUGAGCUCUACCAUGUGUCCCUCAUUCUCUGACUUCUCCAGUCACCCAGAGGCUGCCUCCCACUAGGUUCUCAGCUGCAUUUCCAUUAGUUGGACAGAGUUCCAUACAGCAGUCCCCAUUCAGAUAUCUGUAUGUCUUCAUAACCACCCCCCUCCACAGACCCCUCAUUCAAUGUUGGCUGGACUGGACUAGGUCUGCCAUGCCAGCCCUGUUUGGAUCUGACCCUGGAUGGUAUCUCUACUUAGGCCUCCUUUCCCACCUUGGCUCCCUGUGACCUUUGUCCUCUGGGCUAGAAUUUGAGGAAGGCUGCAUGGAGCAAGUGGCCACUUUGAUCACUUAGUACUAGCGGGAUGGCAGAGAAAGAUGUUGUUUCCCUAUGGGUAUGCCAGCAGCCUGGGACAGCUAGGGAGUUGGGAUACAAGCCUCCUUGCCAGUCUUAACUAAGUUCCAGGCAUUUUCCCCAUCUGUAUAUUAACAUUGUAGUCACGCCUGGUGUUUUCAGAAGUUAGUGAAUUUCUGUGUCUCAGUGCCUUUGCCCCUGUUGCCCUCCCACUUUCUGCCCUUCAGCAUUCCCUGCCUCCCUCCCCAGUGUUGGGCAUUGCUGACUCAACACUUAAACCAUAAGACUAUAAAUGACUUGUAUCUGUGGUGGGUAGAUUGUGAGCCUCUAGGGCAGGGGCUCCAUCCUGAACAGCUUUGUGUCCCUGGUACACAACUGGUACUCAUUAAACAUGUUAAAUCCA
Messenger RNA from Hyaena hyaena (striped hyena), 2396 nucleotides. It is a transcript of the gene RTL10, whose product is annotated as retrotransposon Gag like 10. Lineage: Eukaryota; Metazoa; Chordata; Mammalia; Carnivora; Hyaenidae. The record is from RefSeq and is a predicted model, not a curated record.